Messenger RNA from Nasonia vitripennis (jewel wasp), 4981 nucleotides. Its product is annotated as nucleoporin GLE1. NCBI's taxonomy places the organism in Eukaryota, Metazoa, Arthropoda, Insecta, Hymenoptera, Pteromalidae. The transcript has 2 exons. Gene Ontology annotation, biological process: regulation of transcription by RNA polymerase II. Gene Ontology annotation, molecular function: DNA binding. Gene Ontology annotation, cellular component: nucleus; transcription regulator complex. The record is from RefSeq and is a predicted model, not a curated record. Bases 1493 to 2596 code for a protein of 367 amino acids.
UUUUUUGUUUUCGUUAUCUCUUUCCGCAAAUGCGCGCCGAACGCUACGUAGCUGUCGUUUCGGCUGCGAAAUUUUGAGGUUAGGGCGGCGUACGCUUGUCAAAUUUGGAGCGACUAAUGUACACACACACACACACACACAUAUAUAUAUAUAUAUAUAUAUAUAUAUAUAUGUGUGUGUGUGUGUGUUGUAGUUGACGCAGACUGCUAUCUCUGCGUCGCACGCCAUAUAGAAAAGUGUAGCACUGUAUCUUAUAAGAGCCUCUGUUUUGGUUUUGCUAUGCCGCUUAUGCGUUGCCGGACAUAAUGUGCAUCGGCUGUUUAUGAGCACGAGGACAAUGCUAUAUAUACCUACCUAUACCUAUACAUUGCGAUGUGUUUACUUACUGCCACGCUGCUGAUCAGUAAUGCAUGCAACAGAUUCCUAUCUUUGAACUGUGUUACUGACAUCAGAAAGUUUAAACAUUUUAACGAGAUAAAUUUAAAUGAUCAUUACGAAUUAUUUAAUUUUUUUUUAUUUGAAUAAAACGUGCGAUUCAGGUAAAGAUUGCGUCACGAUUUGCUGAUGCCUGUUGCGAAAAUACCUUUACAUAGCUAUUGUCACUUACGUAAUUUUGCUUCUGACCAGAAAUAGAUCAAUAAAAUAAAUAAUAAUAAUAAUAUCGCUUGUUGCACUAUGGCUUAUCGCCGCGCUAAAAAUAAGUUUUUGGAGCUGAAAAUUCUUGAGUAAUCUUCAAGUUGUUAGACAUGACAAACGUUAUCACAAAAAUGCUCCCUUUGCACUAUCACGCCGAGGCCUUAAACAUACAUACUCUUGAUAACUUUUUUCCAUAGAGCCUCGCGUAUUUUUCGUAUCUUGAAUUUAUCGACUUGCGCGUGGAAGCACGUGUUUUACUUAGCGUUACAAACGUAAGAUGUGCAUAGGGUUCGUAAUUUUUUAUCAGCAACUCAUUCAUAUUUUUUUUAUCUUUCCGCCGAUUGUGUAAUUUUUCUCCCGCUCAAAGUAGGCCUAGCGCGUUUCGUUCGCGACGGGGAGGAGCUUUUUUCUAUUAACAAAAUCGCUGCUUGCCUAAGCGACAGCGCUGUUACGCAGUGGCUAUGAGCUAAUGGCAUACGCAGAAAGUGCCUCGACGCAACUGAGAAUAUUCAUGACUUGCACGGGCACGUAUAUAGAUGUGUCAGCGUACAGGCCAAUACUAUAGUACUUAGCGAGCGCAUUUUGAAUUUUAUUCGCGCGCACUAGUGCUAACCAACUUAACAGCUUUCCCGCUUAUCACCGAAACGCAAAUUACGCUACGGCUAUGUUCAAUUACGACUUCCUGCUGGCUCGAUUCAUGCGAGUUCCAAAUCGCAACUGCUAAAAGCACUUAGCUCGAGUCAUCGCGCGCAAGUAGUUCUCUCGUUCUCACAGCUGGAAGAAAUGAACAAAGGAAAACAUUCGCAAAAGAUGGAAGAGCUUGAAGGACCACUACAGGCGCGAGCUCAAAAAGUCCAUGACAGACGCUACGGCUCCGCCCUCGAUCUGGCCGUACUACAAGAAAAUGCGCUUCAUGAAGAGCCAGAUGUUCGUCUCUCUGCGUCGCAAAAACGGCGAGGAUCACUUGGAAAUCCUCAGCGACGACGAGGAGGACGUGAACAAUCAGUGGAACGGCCAUGAGAUUCGCGGCAAGCAGGAGUGCGGCUCUGACACCAUGGACGACUACGAGCUGUCCGAGGAGUACAAUGAGAUGGUCAAGUACGAGCAGCAGAUGCAACAAAUGAACCAGGAAGAGAUGGACGGUACUCAGGAGGAGGAAGAGGAGGAGGAAGAAGACCAGCAGCAGCAGGACGACGAGGAGCAAGAGGAACAAAUGCAGGAGCAGGGAGAGCUGUCUCCCGCACAAUCGAUGCAGGACCAGGAAGAGAUGUCUGCUCUGCAACAGCAGCAGGCCGAACUCUCCGAGUUGUCGAACAUGUCAGGAAUGCAGGGUCAACAGCAGAACGUCAUCACAGCAAACAUUUCGACGAUAGCCGAGAUGGUCGGCAUACCCACGAUCGUCACUACCACUGCGAGUUCCCUCAGCGAGAGGUUGUCCGACAUGCAGCAGCACGGAGAUCUGCAACAGCAAGCUCCGGACAUGACGGACAUGAACGGGGACAUCGGCGGAAUGCAGCAAUCCGGUCGAAUCUCUGCGAUGCAACAGUCGCGAGAUAUCAACGGCGACCUGGCACAACAACUGAAUGCAAGGCACACGGUGCUGCAGCAGAGAGCCGAGGUCAACGGCAGACUCUCGGCCAUUCAGAGGAACGCGGGGAUAACCGUCAGACAGCAGAGGGCGAAUAUCGUGGCGAUGCACGAGCAUGCCGAUAUGACGGCAAUGCAGCAGAGAGAAAGAUCUGAGAUGCAGCGAAGAAACGGAAUGGUGGACAAUGACUCGAACGUGUCGCCUAUUACUGGCGAUGGUGGCAUUUCGGAUGACUACCAUUUCUUCAUGAGUCUCAUGCCCCAUGUGAAAAACUUCACAUCCUUGCAGAAACUCAAAGUUAGACAGCGCAUACAACAGAUCAUCAUCGAAGAAGCAUCUAAUUGCCAGUACGAUCCAUUGGAAAACUGUUGAGACUAGUGCGUAGUGACAGCAAGUGUUUCUAAGUGAGUAUGAGUGACAAGGUGCGUUUAUGUUUCUACAGAGAAUGUAGGUUGUAAAAUAGCAGUUACAUUUAAUAUGUAAUAUGUACUUGUAUAUUGAAUUUUCACUUGAUUUUGAAUGCUUCUCAGUUCAGUGAAAUUAAUUUUUAGCGAUAAGACCAGCCAUUGGGUUUAUCAAAAGAAAGAUGUAAAGAUGUGUGCGAUCUUUGUAGGUUAUAUUCGAUCAGGUUAUAAAUUGAACAUAGCUUUAAAUUCCAAACAGAAAAUCUAUUUCAUUAAAAUAGUUUUACCAAAAAUGACAUGUACAUAAUAUAAUAGAUUUUAUGUAUAUGUUUGACGAGUAAAUAACCUUAAUUCAGUUGAACCAAGCGUUUUCAUAGUUUUUAUGGAUCGUACGCUAGCUAAGUUUAUCCAAAACAAGCUGUCAUGAAGAAAAAAUUUGUUUUACUGUACAAAACCUUGUUAAUACUUAAAAAGUGACAGACUUGUGCAAAAGAAAGCAGAAGAUAGAAAAGCAACCGAGAUUCUGUAAAUUUCCGUUCACGAUAUUAUUGUUAUGAGUAUGCAAUAGCUUUGUGAACCGCAAACUCGAUUUUCACCGUUGUUUCUUUAAAAUCGCCCACCCUCCGACUACUUUCUAAUAAAACGCCGGCCAAUCUCCGCUUCGCUUCCUCUCUCUGAGAUCACGAGCUCGUAGAUCAUCGGCAUCGCUCACCGAAAAUUACACUGCGCGCGCCGAGAGCUAUCCUGAAAUAUUGCCGAUAAAACGUCCGAGUUCAUUUUCUUCGUGAGGAGCGAGCAGCUCGCCGGCUCGAAAAGACUUAGAAAGCGAGGUCAAGACGAAGCGAAAACCCAAAUGAAUGACCAGCGUCUUUUCGACGAUUAGCCGCGCCAAUUCGUUUCGAGAGAUGACAAGUGGAAGACAAACGCUCGAUGAUGAGCGAUUCGAAUAUAAUACAAGUGCGUUACAAUGUGGAGAUAUGACAAAUGAUCCAAAGUGCCGUUGCGAAUCCUUAGGUUGAAGAAUUGCAUGCUUACUUUUUAAUAGCUUUAAAAUCACGGCUGAAAUUUCGCAGUAUUAGCUGUCUGUUAAUGCUUAAGUUUGAUCGGAUUGCACACACUGGAUGAAUAAACGUUUAUUUGAAAAAAAAAAAUUGUUAAAAAAAAAACAUUUUAUAUUUUUGUACCCGAAUGUUACGACAUGCGUAUUAAUUAUUUUUUGUUUCGACGAACUAUAAACUAUAUUUUCAAAAGUGCUCACAUGGAGUAUAUAUUAUUGAAUAAUAAAUUUGUAUGCAACAUUGAUUAAAAUGUUUUCUUCGAAAAUUAAAACGUCCUAAUCUUUAUUAGUAAACGUAAGAGUUUGCAUAUAGAUUGUUGGGUGAUGUGCGAAAUUAAAUAUUGAGAUCUAUAGCGAGUAAGAACUACAGCUACGUUGUAAAUAAAAAAAAUGUUCCAGCAGCUUGCGAGUCUGUAUACAUUAUUACGUUAUAUUAUAAUACGGAUACUACAAAAUUUUAGUUUUCUGUGCAAGUGUCGAUUCUCGCGAGAAAGAAAGGAAAAACAAACAAUGAGACCAUGGGGCAAAGCACUAGCUGUAUGCACCCAUACGCGACACGCGAGAAAAGCUAUUAGGCCGGAAAGGAAGAGGCAAUUCCGGUCUCGCCUGACUCUGACCUUAUCCGUAGCUCUACGCGACGCCGGGUUCAUACGUCAGGUGCAGCCGCCGCAGCCGCAGCAGCAGUAGGCAGCUUGUAUUGCUCGCGAUGAUACCGUAAGAGCAUUAGGUCAACGCACCGAGACAAACCUCUGCUGCAAUUUUGCACGUCUCGCUUCGUCUUUCCUUCCUUUUUUCUCUCUCUCUCUCUCUCUCUCUCUCUCUUUCUCUCUUGCAACGCGAAUAUUGUAUUUUAUAUUGUUCUUAAUUCGUACACCGUAUGAUUUUUAAGUAUAUGGAGCGCUCAGAUGUUUAUUCGAUGUUAUUUCACCGGCGCGACGCAUGCAAAAUAACGGCGAUUUAUUUUUCGCGACUUUUAAUGCGGUGUGUUAUUAUUUUAAUAAAUUAUACGCUCGACGCUGCAGGUCGAGCGAGCGAGUACCUCCUCCUUACGAUUUUUCGUUUUACGUUCCAUUUUUUUACCAUUUGCGCACGGUCGUGUCCCGCACACGAAACUCAUGUACAGAAGAAGAAAAUAGCGUGUAUAGCGUUUGGUUUUUUGUUUGUGCCAAAAAAAAAAUGUCCACGAUUCUCAACAAGUUUUGUCAUGCGAUCACUACCGAUGUCCAUCACGCACACGAUAUCCGAUUUUAUAUUUUAUAAAUAAGAAUAAAGAAUUUCAACACAGAGUAAAAAAAA